AUGAAGGGUUUUAUCAUAGCACCAGAUUCAAUUGUAGUGCUCAUCAAACAAUUCCGCAACCCUCGACCCGAAGGACCCCUCCACUAUACGAAAGGAAGUCCUCGCGCCGUACGAUUACAAGUGGGGAGAGGGUUGAAUCUAGAAACAACAACAGCAGCAACAGUACACUCAUUAAUAUCUCCCAACUCUGCAAACGAUCAAAACUCCAUACCAUAUAUCGACCUAGUUUCCCAUCUAGCUCUGCUCUCCAUGACGUGCACAGAAAACAAAUCACAACUAUCGCGGUGA
Molecule: messenger RNA, 288 nt
Organism: Dovyalis caffra
Lineage: Eukaryota; Viridiplantae; Streptophyta; Magnoliopsida; Malpighiales; Salicaceae
Source: the annotation of a GenBank genome assembly